AAGAUGUUGAAACCCUUCCUUGAGAUACACGUGGAAAAAAAGGAAAAGAAAAAGGAACAACGUUAAGUACACAGACAAGUGGAGAGGGAGUGGCAGAUUUGGUGUUUUCUCUCUUACCCUACUCCUCAUUUUCUCUCCUAAAAUCACCCCAAAUUGGGGAGAUAAGAUUUUGGUGGGUCUGGAGAGAAAAUACCUAAGCCUAGCCAAAAUCUCUCCAAUUUUCCACCCCAACCAAACAACCCAAAAAACCCUUUUCUCUCCCCCAUUUUCUAUCCUCCCUGUUUUCACCCCAACCAAAUGGACCCUAAGUCUAUCCAAGAGUCUUUAUCAUCUAUUCCAGGCUGGAGGAAAACAUUCCAUUAGAAUGAUACAUGGGACAUAGUUCCUCUUCCAUCCAGAAAAAAAAAACUAUUGUUGGUUAUCACUGGAUGUAUACUGUGAAGAACUGCUGGACAGUUCUCUUGUGCAUUUGAAGGCUCAAUGUGUUCCUCCCAUUCUUGAGUUUUUGAAAUUUUAAUUUUAUUGCUUCCCUUUCUAUGUUGUUAAAUAUAUGUAUGUCUCACAAUUGAUGAUUAUAGGUUUCUAUAUUAAUAUGAGCAUUGUUUCUUUGCUGCAACUUAUGGUCAUGCACAACUUAUGGUUUCUUUGCUGCAAGAUAUGCAAGAGAGUGAUCAAAGAAUGACGAUGUUACAAUUGAAAGACAAAAUGAAAAUAAAGCACAAGGAACUAGGUUCUGAACUGAAGCGAGAGGAAACAGAACAACUUGUCAUAAAGCUUAUAUUAGAUCGUAUAUUGAAAGAAGAAUUUCAGCAUACAGCUUAUGCCACAAAUGCUUAUGUAACAUUGGGCCAUUUGCCAAGCAAGUCUUACGCGGUAAGGAAUGUAACUAGGAUCCAAGGCCUUGUAAGACUAAUUAAUAGAUCCAAGACCAAGCGCUGGAGUCUUCCUCCUAAAGGAACAUACAAGAUCAAUACAGAUGCAGCAGUCUUCAACAACAAGGGCUGCUGUGGUUUCGGGGUGGUUAUUAGAAAUGACCAAGGGGAGAUGAUGGGAGCUUUGUGCAAGAAAGUUGAAUUUCCGUUGGGGGCUAUUGAAGCAGAAGCAAAAGCUACGGAAGCGGGUAUUUAUUUAGCUUGGGACCUUGGACUGAAAGAUAUUGUGGUGGAAGGAGACUCCCAACAAGUUAUACAAGCUCUAAAUGGAUGCAAGCCUCCUGCUCUGCCCAUUUUGAAGAUUGUCGAAGGUCUGAAAUGUUUUCUGCUGCAGUUCAACUCUUGGAAGGCUGUGCAUACUAGAAGAAACACUAACGAAGUGGCGCACUUGCUAGCUAGGAAUGCAAUGAAUGUGAAAGAUAGUGAAAUAUGGGUAGAGGAUACUCCUCCCUUAAUAGAACAUCAGAUUCUGUUUGAUGUAAGUUCCUUAGACAGUUGUCUGUAG
Molecule: messenger RNA, 1437 nt
Organism: Quercus lobata
Lineage: Eukaryota; Viridiplantae; Streptophyta; Magnoliopsida; Fagales; Fagaceae
Exons: 4
Coding region: 637-1437 (266 amino acids)
Molecular function (GO): RNA-DNA hybrid ribonuclease activity; nucleic acid binding
Source: RefSeq, a predicted model, not a curated record